Molecule: messenger RNA, 360 nt
Organism: Aspergillus ruber CBS 135680
Lineage: Eukaryota; Fungi; Ascomycota; Eurotiomycetes; Eurotiales; Aspergillaceae
Exons: 1
Coding region: 1-360 (119 amino acids)
Source: RefSeq, a predicted model, not a curated record
AUGACGGAAUUCCGGACAACUAAGGAGCGAUUUGCUUCUGUACUUUCGCCGAGACAAAUACAGGAUGCAGACUCCAAAGACCUAGAUAUCAUCAAAUGGGGGAACUCCUCGGUCCACGACGGCGACUGUUUACUAGAUGUCUGCGUUUGGUCUCCAAAGGGACGACGAGCGGAUUUUGACACAUUCGCUGCUUUAUAUGGCAUUGUACCCAAUCAAGUCGACCGUGUUGCGAGUUGCCACGAUACAGUUGAUACUAUAAAUGAGCACGCAAGCGUAUACACAUCGAAAUCCAGCCAGUCUCCGCAAGAAUAUCACGACACAUUCGCCGCCUUCGUCCAGGAGCUUACAGCUUCAAAAUGA